UAAUAGCAGCUCCUACAAUACGAAGUCUUGAAAAGAGAACUCCAAUUAAUACAAAUAUAUUCUCCCCAUUGCCUCCCCCGCCUACAACUUCUUCUGUUCAUAUAUAUGAUUUUAUUUUAAAUCAAACUACGCUUUCACCAGAUGGUGUUCCUCGCACGGUUUGGACUGUUAAUGGCCAGUAUCCUGGGCCAAUGGUUGUCGCCAAUGUGGGAGAUCAGAUCAUUUUAAAUGUAACAAAUCAAUUAGGAGAACCAUCUUCAAUUCAUUCUCAUGGAAUUGUUCAAAGGAAUACUAAUUGGUAUGAUGGUGUUCCUGGAAUUACACAGUGUCCAAUACCUAAUGGAGCUAAUUUCAUAUAUAAUUUUACUGUUGUCGACUCUGGAACAUAUUGGUAUCAUUCUCAUUUCAUAGCGCAGUAUGUUGACGGAUUAUUUGGUCCGAUUAUCGUUCAAGACCCAGCUGAUCCUCAUGGGAAUCUAUACGAUUCUGAAUAUGUUAUUACUUUAAAUGAAUGGUAUCAUAAUACUACUAAAGACAUAUUGGCUGUCAAAAUGGCUCCAACUUAUCGAGGUGUUAAUCCCGUUCCUGAUGCUGUCCUUAUUAGUGGUUAUGGUCAGUAUGAUUGUACCGUUGCAUCCUCCAAAGGCAAAACAUGCACCUCGGUGACUCCUGCAACCUAUGUAGUCCAAAGCGGUAAAAGAUACCGUUUCCGUAUAAUUAAUACAAGUGCGGAUAGUCACUUCCAUUUCUCGAUUGAUAACCAUCAGUUGUCUCUUAUUGAACGUUAUUCUGUAGUAAUAAAUGCUACUCAACCUGUUGGAAACUAUUUUAUUCGAGCUAGUGUUACCCAAGCUUGUCAAUUCAAAGUAAAUGCAUCAACUAUAAAUUACGAUUCUUCCAUUAAUUGGAAUGCUACCGGAAUAUUACGUUAUGAAGGUGCUAAUAAUACCACUCCAACUUCUCAAGAUUUCCCUGAUACUGCUCCACUCACCUGUGAUGAUGUUCCGGAUUCUAGUUUAAUACCAGUUGUUGCUAAUCCUCCUCCACAAAAUGCCACUCAACACAUUUUAAAUAUUACUUAUGCUCCAAAUUCACAAGGCCUUGGAGUAUUCUUUAUUAAUGGCAAUAGUUUUGAAGCAAACUUUAAUAAUGCUACAUUAAUGCAAGUAACUUCGGGUGGGGUUAGUCCACAAAGUUUACCUGCAAAUCAGAAUAUAAUCUCUUAUGAUACUGCUAAUGCUGGUAUUGAAUUGGUUUUCGUUAACAAUGUUCAUGAUAUUCAUCCUUUCCAUCUGGUAUACAUUUUGAUUUAUUUAUUUAUUAUCGUCUAUAGUAGAUCUAUACACGGUCACUCUUUCUACGUUGUGGGAAGAGGUAAUGGCACUACACCAGAUCAAAGCACUUAUAAUUUAAUUAAUCCACCAUAUCGUGAUACCGUAACAAUACCACCAGCUGGAUGGUUAGCAAUACGUUUUGUAGCUGACAAUCCAGGUAUAUGGGCAGUACAUUGUCACAUAGAAUGGCAUGUUGAAAUGGGUAUGGUUGCAACACUUGUUGAACGACUCAAUGAUUUAAAACAAUUAACCGUUCCAGACAGUGUUAAACAAUUAUGUCAAGCAUCAUAA
This is a messenger RNA of Cetraspora pellucida, 1625 nucleotides long. The record is from the annotation of a GenBank genome assembly. Lineage: Eukaryota; Fungi; Glomeromycota; Glomeromycetes; Diversisporales; Gigasporaceae.